Messenger RNA from Corapipo altera (White-ruffed manakin), 887 nucleotides. Its product is annotated as ras-related and estrogen-regulated growth inhibitor-like. Lineage: Eukaryota; Metazoa; Chordata; Aves; Passeriformes; Pipridae. The coding region runs from base 4 to 792 and encodes 262 amino acids. The transcript is spliced from 5 exons. Gene Ontology annotation, molecular function: GTP binding; GTPase activity. The record is from RefSeq and is a predicted model, not a curated record.
GGGAUGAGCUUCCCGCGGCCCCUGCGCCGCUCCGUGAGCCUCAGCCCGGCCCGCACCCUGCGCCUCGUCGUGCUGGGGCAGAGCGCAGUGGGCAAGACAGCAUUGACCGUGCGAUUCAUCACCAGGAGAUUCAUUGGAGACUAUGAUCCAACUCUAGAAAUGAUCUACAGGCACGUGGCUGUCAUUGACGGGGAGAUGGUGCACUUUGAGAUCCUUGACACGGCAGGACAGGAGGAGGACUCCCUGCAGAUCGAGGAGAAGAUCAAGUGGGGCGAUGGUUUUGCCGUGGUGUACUCGGUGACCGACCGGUGCAGCUUCGACGAGGUGAUGCGGCUCUGCUUCCUCAUCAACCACCUCCACGCCAGCCCCAAGCGCAGCGGCGGCGCCGAGCAGCCCCCCGUCGUCAUCGUGGGCAACAAGAAGGACCUGCAGUUCGACAGGAUGGUGUCCACGGAGGACGGUGAGAACCUCUCCAAAGCCCUGAAGCUUCCUUUCUACGAGAUCUCCACCCGGGACAGCUACGAGGAGCCGGUGGCCGUGUUCAGCAGCCUCUACCAGGAGCUGCUGAGGCAGGGGCACUUCUCCCCGGGCUCCUUCAAGAGGAGGACAGCGUCCAAGCUGAUGGAGAAGAUUCCCAAGAUGCAGGCCAGCUCCACCCUGAACUCUGUGGGCCGGAGCCUCAGCUUUAACUCCUUCAGGGACUACAUCCCUGAGCCCCUUGGCUUGCUCUCCUCUAGUGAGACUGUAAAUAAACCCUGGAAAGAAGGGCAGCAGAUGCUCCAUCCCUGCUGAAUCCACCACCUGCUCCCUGCUUUCCAAGGUUCCAAGUCUCCCCAGGCCUGACAUCUCCACCUCGCUGGGGCAGCCCAUCCCUGGGGGAGGCAAAU